Molecule: messenger RNA, 3896 nt
Organism: Doryrhamphus excisus (bluestripe pipefish)
Lineage: Eukaryota; Metazoa; Chordata; Actinopteri; Syngnathiformes; Syngnathidae
Gene: zc3h12b
Product: zinc finger CCCH-type containing 12B
Cellular component (GO): nucleus; cytoplasmic ribonucleoprotein granule
Molecular function (GO): metal ion binding; RNA endonuclease activity; mRNA binding
Source: RefSeq, a predicted model, not a curated record
CGACAACGGAGCAGCGCCAAUGGCAGCCACAUAUCCGUGGAGCAACCGUGCAGGAUGACAGCUACAAGGUUGAAGUAGUUCACAUAGUGGAGUGUGCAAUUCUACAGCCUACUCAAAGAGUGUCCAGCAAUGAGUGAAAUUGCCUCGUUACAGCCAAGGUGAGGAUGAAGCAUGGGGUGUGAAUCAGAAACGUCGAGGCAAACGUGACAGUAUGUUCUGCGUCGUGGAGACUCAAAAUGGAAAAGCACCCAUGCAGGGAGGAGAACAUUGACUCAAGUGGGGCCCAACAUGCCACCGACAAGCCUGAGGAUGGCAGCUCGGAAAGUGAUUCAGAGGAGCAGGAGUGCCAGAAGGUUCAGGUGAACAACAGUAGCUGUAAGAAGUGGGAGCCCCUGGCUGUCACAAAGCCCCAUCGUCAGCUGUGUCGCUCUCCAUGCCUCGACCAGCCCAGUUUUUCCCAGAGUAGCACAGUGCAAGACGUCCACGAGGAUGACAAUAAUGCGGGUCCAGCGAUCCAAACAGCCAGUGACCGAGAGUACCAGACGAAAAUGGACUUUGCUUUGAAGCUGGGUUACUCGGGGGAGCAGGUAGAGACAGUGCUCAACAAACUUGGGGCAGCUGCACUUAUUAAUGACAUUCUUGCAGAGCUAGUAAGACUUGGAAACAAAGUGGAGCCUGAAUGUCACCCUUGCAGCAGUGCAGUCACGUCACUAUCACGUACACCCUGCGUUAAAGAGGCUGUGAGUCCUGAAGUGUCUGUGGAAGAGGAAUCUGUGGAAAUGUAUGAUAAUCUCCGGCCAAUUGUUAUCGAUGGCUCAAAUGUGGCAAUGAGCCAUGGAAACAAAGAGGUUUUCUCUUGCCGUGGCAUCCAACUGGCUGUUGAGUGGUUCCUAGAAAAAGGGCACAAAGACAUCACUGUGUUUGUCCCAGCCUGGAGAAAGGAGCAGUCAAGGCCUGAUGCUCUUAUUACAGAUCAAGAAAUAUUACGCAAGCUGGAAAAAGAGAAGAUCCUGGUUUUCACUCCAUCUCGAAGAGUCCAAGGCAGAAGAGUGGUCUGCUACGAUGAUCGCUUCAUAGUGAAGCUGGCUUAUGAUUCUGAUGGAAUUAUCGUGUCAAAUGACAAUUACAGAGACUUGCAAAAUGAAAAACCAGAGUGGAAGAAGUUCAUCGAGGAAAGGCUUCUUAUGUAUUCAUUCGUCAAUGACAAAUUUAUGCCACCUGAUGAUCCACUGGGAAGACACGGUCCAAGCUUGGAAAAUUUCCUUCGCAAGCGUCCGGUUGUUCCAGAGCAUAAAAAACAACCUUGCCCAUAUGGCAAAAAGUGCACAUAUGGACACAAGUGCAAAUACUAUCAUCCGGAGCGUGUCAACCAACCACUACGGUCAGUGGCUGACGAACUGCGGGCUUUUGCUAAACUGUCUGCCGUGAAGACAAUGAGUGAGGGGGCCUUAGCUAAAUGCGGCACUGGUGUUGCAAUUGUGAACAGAGACAGCACCUCUGAAGUCAAGCGUGUGGCACCCAAAAGGCAGUCCGACCCAAGUAUCCGCUCAGUGGCCUGCGAGCUUUCAGAAACGCUCUCCGUUGUCAGGAAGUCUGAGACAAAUUCAGUGCCUUCCCUUGUGAGUGCUCUCAGUGUGCCCACGAUGCAGCCUGCUAAGAGUCAUGCUGCUGGGGCCUUGAACACGCGAUCCGCUAGCAGCCCAGUGCCUGGUUCUUUGCAGUUUUCGCACAGCUCACUGGAGCACAUGUCUAGUGUACAGUACCCGCCCAUUUUGGUAACUAACAGUCAUGGCGCUUCUGUUACAUACAGUGAGCAGUUCCCAAAGUAUGACUCGGUCAGCGACCAUGGCUAUUAUUCCCUGCACAGUGAUUUCUCAAACCUGAGCAUGAGCAGUAUGCACAACGUCGACAGUUUCUGUAGCAUGGAGCACGAACAUAGUGUGUGCCAGAGAACUCGCAGUCACUGUCCUGAGUCCUGUCUCAGCCACUCCAACAGUGACUCGUUCUCCUCUUACGGCGACUUGUACCCCAGCUCUGUGGACGGUAGCCUGGAGGACAGCAUGAAGGGGCCACAGCAAUCCCCUGCACCAGGGAGGAUGCAGACUUUCUCCCAUGGGUUUCGACACGACGUGUUGACUAGGGUUCAGAGUUAUGUACCAGAGGAGCCCAAGCAGGGGCCACGCAAGCAGUCUGGAGCACACCUAGCACCACACCUCCAGCACGCUGCGGUGGGGGCCAGGUCGAGCUGCCCUGGAGACUACCCACUCACUCAGAAUGUCCUCCCUCCGUUGUCCUCGCAGCCGACGCGAUCCCUCGGCAUGACACGCAUGGACAGCAUAUCCGAUUCAAGGCUGUAUGAUAGCAACCCGAUGAGACAGAGGCGACCGCCACUGUGCCGUGAGCAGCACGCGAGCUGGGACCCCUUGCCUUGUGGCAACGAGUCUUACGGAUAUCACUCUUACCCAUUGAGCAACAACCUGAUGCCAUGUUGUGAGCGGGUGAUGGUCCGCAGCAUGCCUGACAAAAUGGAGCAAAUCUGGAACGCACCGUGGGAGAGCCCAACUGCUGCUGAACACCAAGAACGGUAUGUCAUCCCAGACCACCAGUAUCAAACAUAUCGGAACCUUUGUAACAUCUUUCCUGCUUAUGUGGUCCAUUCAGUAAUGGAGAAAAACCCUCAUUUGACAGACCCCCAGCAACUUGCAGCGGUCAUUGUAACAAAUCUGAGAUCUUGUCACUGAGGGACCUUUCUUUUGAAAUUGUUCAAAUGAAGGCGAUAAAGGAAAUUUAGUACAGAUAUUUUGAUUGCAAAGACAGGCAAUUGAUAAAUGUUGACAAAUGUACAACAUUUGCCCUCAGGAGUUUUUUUAAUGUGUUUGCUGCAAAAUCUGGCAGUUUUUGGCAGUUUAUUUGGUAAAGUUGACAUUUUAAAGUAGAAUUGUAAGAUGGCUUCAUUUUAUGACGUGUGGUGCACUUACAGACUGUUUCAUAGCACAUCCAUUAUACUUGAGCAGGAGAUAUAUCACAUUCAACUAUCAAUUGUACUGUAAAAUGUCAAAUAUCGAUGGGACCUAGUGGACCAGCCAACUAGUUAACCAUCAAAAUUUUAAGUUUAAGUGUUAACCUAUCCCAAACUUGGCCUAAUUACUUCACAUGUUACCACAACUUUUGGAUUUUUUUCCUUCAAGAAUGUUAGCUUUUUUUUAAACAAGCACAAAGGUCCUUUUCUGGUGAUGUGGAUGUGCUAUGAAAUGCAUCCUACAUAUUUCUGGUGCAUUGAACUAUCAAUGAUUUUCUUCAGCUUUGCCUCUGCUGUAAAUAACUAAGUGUUUUUGUGCAUUUUUCUCUAAGACAGGUAUAGAGGGAGGUACACGCAUACCUCCAAGCAUGAACUAUGACAUUUAAUUGCCUUAUAUCUGAAUGACCUCACGCUUUUAGUCAUCGUCUUGCCGGGUUUCAAUGGGCGUACUUGACAUUGAAGCGUCCUACUUUUUAAAUGUAAAGCACUGUCUCAGUAUCUAAAAAGAUCUAUUUUCUCAGUCUCACUUACAAAGCUACUAUUUUGGUAGAAAUUGACAGUGCACAAAGCAAGCCAAAAAAAGGAGAGCUUUGUCUUGCGUAUGGGUACACAUGUCAAUUUAUUUACAUAUAGUCACACAAAAGCCAUUAUGUCAAGUCAUUUAUAAGCUGCUAAAUAAUGCCAAAAAGGUCAUUAUUCUGACGUCACAUUACAUUUUGCUUUGUGUAAUUUGAUGUAUUCAUCAUUUUCCAUUUCCAAUGGUGUAGUGUUUAUUUGAUUGUGCUAGUAAUUUCAUUCAUUCAUUCAUUUUCUACCGCUUAUCCUCACGAGGGUCGCGGGGGUGCUGGAGCCUAUCCCAGCUGUGUUCGGGCGAGAG